AUGAACACUACGCAGCGGAGUGAAAGUAUAAAUUCAUUCUUUGAUGGUUUUGUUACAGCUGGUACAACAUUAAAAGAAUUUGUGGAAAAAUAUAAUCAAGCUGUAGAUACUCGCUACGAGUCUUUUAGAAGGGAAAACUUUGAAUCUAUGCACAAAGAAAGGCGUUUGGUAUUGAAUAUGCCAUUGGAGAGACAUGCAACUAAAGAAUAUACCUCUAAUAUUUUUGACAAGUUCAGCAAAGAGCUGUGUGAUAGUUUACAAUACUCUACGGAGAAACUUGGAAAUGACGGAGAAUGGGUUACCUAUAGAGUUUUUAAUAUGGAAGAUAUAGAAAAUUCUGCAACAGUGGAGACAAAGGUGGAUGAUAAAGAAGCUAGGUGUUCUUGUCAAUAUUUUGAAUUCAUGGGAAUCCUAUGUAAGCAUAUUCUUGCUAUUUUGUUUGUUGAAGGUGUUUAUCAAAUUCCUGAGCAUUUCAUUUUGCGUCGUUGGAGCAAGGAAGGAAAUUAUAUACUAAGUUCAUACAACGACACAUGUUUUUCUCCUGGAGAUGGACUCCUUCAGAACCUUCAGCUAAGCUCUAAAUUGUCUAGAAUUGCUGAGCUUGCAAAAAGGUCACACAAGGCAUUUAGAAUCAUUAAUGAUGGUGUUGACUCUCUUGCUACGUUUGCAGAAAAGUGUUUAAUAUCUGAGGAGAGUGAGGGUCUAGAGGAUUUCAACUUACAUUCUUUGGAUUCUCAACUCGAAGAGUCUUCCAUUAUGAACUUGAAGGAUCCUAACAUUUCACAAACUAAAGGCCGUAAAAGGAUUCAAAGUGGGAUUGAAGAAGCAUCAAAGCAUACUAAUAUAUGUGGACAUUGCAAGAAACGAGGACAUAAUAAGCGUACAUGCAAAGAAAAAAAUGGAACUGAUGUUGAAGUUAAUUUUGAGGUGUGCAUAAAUUAUGUUUGUAUGCUAAGCUAUUCCUUUUUACCCUCUUUUGAUUUUAUUGGCAGACUAGCAUUUGCUUGUCAUUCCUUUCUUGGUGAUAAAUGA
Gastrolobium bilobum is the source of this 1032-nucleotide messenger RNA. RefSeq names its product protein FAR1-RELATED SEQUENCE 5-like. The coding region runs from base 1 to 1032 and encodes 343 amino acids. NCBI's taxonomy places the organism in Eukaryota, Viridiplantae, Streptophyta, Magnoliopsida, Fabales, Fabaceae. The transcript has a single exon. The record is from RefSeq and is a predicted model, not a curated record. Gene Ontology annotation, biological process: regulation of DNA-templated transcription. Gene Ontology annotation, molecular function: zinc ion binding.